AUGCCAGACCACUAUCCUGGAAAGCCAAAGUACGCCUCGGUCGAGGUGGGCGACAAGCCGACGCAGGAGGGCCACGGCCGCGUGCGACGCGCCUUUUGCUCGCCAGACGCCCUCAUCGAGCGGCCUUCCGAGGGCGGCAUCAAGACGAUGGCAGACGUCUUGCAGUUUGCUGUCAAGAAGUUCACCAACAAGCCCGUCAUGGGCUACCGUGACACGAUCAAGAUUCACACCGAGGAGAAGGAGAUCACAAAGACGGUCGAGGGAAAGGAGGUCAAGGAGACCAAGAAGUGGCAGUACUACGAGCUGAGCGAGUACAAGUACCUCACCUACACCGAAUUCGACGGUUACGUCCAGGACGUCUCGAGUGGGCUGACCAACCUGGGUCUGAGCCACGACACACGCUUCAACAUCUACGCUUCUACCUGUCUCAACUGGCAGAUCAUGGCCCACUCCUGCUUCGCGCAGAACAUUCCAUUCUGCACAGCCUACGACACGCUGGGAGAAGAGGGCCUGCAGCACUCCCUCAACGAGCCGGACGUUGUCGGCAUCUUCACCAAUGCCCACCUGCUCGAUGUCUUGGCCAACGUCAUUGGCGAGACAAAGACGGUCAAGACGGUCGUCUACGACGGCGAGGCCAAGCCCGAGCAGCUCGAGAAGCUCAAGAAGAACGCUGGCGAUCGCGAGGGCUUCAAGGUCGUGCACUUUGACGAGGUCAGGAAGCAGGGCAAGGAGAACACGGCCGAAAGGAACCCGCCCAAGCCCGACGACGUGGCCUGCAUCAUGUACACCUCGGGCUCCACCGGUGCACCCAAGGGUGUCAUCCUCACCCACUCGAACCUCAUCGCCGCUGUGGGUGCUGUCGAAAAGCUGCUCGGCCCCUACCUCAAGCCUAGCGACACAUUCCUUGCCUACCUGCCCCUUGCCCACAUUCUUGAGUUCAUCGUCGAAUGCGCCCUGACCUACGUCGGCGUUACGAUGGGCUACGGAAGCGUCAAGACGCUCACCUCGAACAGCACAAAGAACUGCGAGGGCGACCUGCCGACGUUCAAGCCCAGUAUCAUGGUGGGCGUGCCCGCCGUCUGGGAGACGAUCCGAAAGGGAAUCAACCAGAAGGUCAACUCGGGUCCCACAGUGGCCAGGAUGGCAUUCAAGGCCGGUUACACGCUCAAGCAGAACAAGGUGCCGCUCCUCUCCAACGCCGCCGAUGCCGUCGUCUUCAGCAAGGUCCGUGCCCAGACGGGAGGUCGCCUUAGGCUCACGCUGAGCGGUGGUGCUGCGCUUAGCAAGGAGACGCAGGAGUUCCUCCAGACGGCUCUCGUCGACGUCCUCCAGGGCUACGGCCUGACCGAGACGGUGGGCAUGUGCGCCAUUCUCAUCCCCGACUUCCUGCAAUCGUCCUGUGUCGGUGUCCCCGUGCCCGCCGUUGAGGUCAAGCUCGUAGACGUGCCCGAUGCCGGCUACCGUGCUGCCAACAACCAGGGUGAGAUCUGGAUCCGCGGCCCCGCAGUCAGCAAGGGCUACUUCAAGCGCGAGAAGGAGACGAACGAGGCCUUUUCCGAAGACGGCUGGUUCAUGUCUGGCGAUGUGGGCCAGUGGAACAAGGACGGAACACUGUCGAUCAUUGACAGGAAGAAGAACCUGGUCAAGCUGUCGGGGGGCGAGUACAUUGCCAUCGAGAAGCUCGAGUCGACGUACAAGUCGUGCGACUACGUGCAAAACAUCUGCGUCCAUGCCGACCCGGAUGCCAAGCAGCCCAUGGCUCUCGUCUUCCCGCGCGAAGAGGCCUUCCGCAAGCUGCCCGGUGCCGGAUCUGGCGCCGACCUGUCGAACCUGUGUGAAAAGCGGGAGCUGGCCACCGCCAUGCUCAAGGAGCUCAACGCCGUGGGCAAGAAUGCCGGACUCAAGAGCCUCGAGCAGCUCCAGACUGUCGUUCUCGUCCCCGAGGACCUGCCCGUCACGGCUGCGCAAAAGAUCCAGAGGAAGCAGGCUGUCGACAAGUACAAGGAGCAGGUGAGUCUGCUCUGA
This is a messenger RNA of Acaromyces ingoldii, 2025 nucleotides long. Its product is annotated as acetyl-CoA synthetase-like protein. Gene Ontology annotation, molecular function: long-chain fatty acid-CoA ligase activity. The transcript is spliced from 4 exons. NCBI's taxonomy places the organism in Eukaryota, Fungi, Basidiomycota, Exobasidiomycetes, Exobasidiales, Cryptobasidiaceae. The coding region runs from base 1 to 2025 and encodes 674 amino acids. The record is from RefSeq and is a predicted model, not a curated record. Gene Ontology annotation, cellular component: plasma membrane; endoplasmic reticulum; lipid droplet. Gene Ontology annotation, biological process: long-chain fatty acid metabolic process; long-chain fatty-acyl-CoA metabolic process.